GUUCGAACAGAGGAAAGUACAUUGUUUUUUCUAAAAAUCAGAUAAUGAAAAAUAUUAAGUUUCUUAUAACGAUAUGUUCAACGAGCCAAGAGAAAUACCGCCUAUAGUUUAACAUGCCCUGGUCUAUUAUUGACAGAUAUGCGGGGACGACCAACGUUGGCGGGUACUUUAGACAACCGGUAUUGAAUAAGAUCUAAUGGCAAAACAAUGGCCUCUUAUAGAGAAUCAUUAAAGGAGAAGGAAGCCCAGAACUGGGUAAAGGCCGCCCUCGCCCUCAACAUCACCAAGGACGGAUUACAAGAUUUUCUGGAGGACGUACUGACAUGCGUUCACCAGGACAUCUAUAGCACCGUUAGAACAUCCAAGGGUCUUCCAGGCGGGGCAGCAUGUGCACUUUGUUUCACAGAGAACGUGUUAAAGUGCCCUACUCGUAGGAUAUGCACCAGUCAUGAAAACUGUAGAUUUCAUAACGGUCCUUCAAAACAGUAUGUUCCUUGUCCAAACGGGAUUUGUGAAGGCGUCCGUGAUGAAAUAAUUCAACAUCACAGGUCUUCGGGACCAUCAUGGAAGAAUACGAAUGCCGGCAAAUGGAGCACCAUUCCCUGGGAGAUAGGCAAGUGUUUCCUGCCUCCUGAUGGCUACAAAACCGUGUCCUCCAUCAAAGACAGUGACUUCAACGGAGUGAUCAGCGUCAUGAUGAAUUGCAAGGAUUUCCAGAACAAGCUGUCGUUUAACGUUGCAACACAGCCAAAUUUAUUGACAGAGGUUCGGGACAUUGGUCGACGCGUACGCCACUCCCAUGACCAGAGGGUCAAGGACACGGAACUGGUGGAGUUCUUGUUCAAGCUCCGCACCCUGCUGGAGGAUAAGACUGAAUUAGCAAACCGACCCAGGGCGCAACACGCCGUGGAACAGCUUAAACAGCUGCAAGCGGACGAUUUUAAGAUCAGUGCUGAGAACGAACGGGAGAUGUUGAUGGAAGGAUUACGACUACGUUUGGCAAACCAUUACCGAACCACGUUGGGCGACAUGCCGAUAUCUCCCAUUCUCGGAGAAAAGAACGCCAAACUUAGGAAAUUCUACGUGGCACCGAAAAUUGUGGAGAAAGAUCAUAGAAUAAUCGGCAAAAUUGAAAAGGGAGAAAGUGGUCAAAAAGUUGCAAAAUUUUCAGAUCUUUUCUUAAAAAACGGUCAGUUGCUCAGAAAUGUUUUCCUUGUUGGUGAACCGGGCAACGGGAAGUCCACAUUCUCCGUAAUGUGUGCCCUGGAAUGGACUCACCAGUAUUUACCAGCGGAGGAAAACGUCGGUAUUAAAACAAGCUAUGCCGACCCAGAAUUCUUCAAAGAGUUUGCAUUUUUGUUUCGUGUCACCCUACGAGAUUCAGGUAAAACGUGUGAUCUAGCACAAAUGAUCAAGGAUAAACUUAUACGUAAAAUCUACCACGAGAAGGAUGCCGAUGAUGGCUUCCGGCUAUUGCAGACGGUGCUAGAAAGUGAAACAUGUUUAAUCAUAGCUGACGGCCUCGACGAAUGGACCCAUCCAGAAAACGUAAACUGUACCUGUACAUCUGAGGAAAAAGUUAUCCCUUUCCGAAAUUCGGCCAACAAGGCCACACUCCUCACGACAACGCGUCCCUGGCGACUGUCACAGUUCAGAGUGCAGGAUUCAAAGAUCGACAAAUAUCUUGAAAUAGAAGGAGCUGCAGACACAGAGCAACUCGUGGAAAAUAUCCUCACCAUCCUUAAUGAGGGAAAUACGGAUGAACGGACACCAGAGGCUUUCAUGGAAAUGGUGUCAGCGAAGGGUCUUGAAGGAUUAUUGUCAGCACCUAUCAGUAUCACCCAGCUCGUGUGCCUGUGGUUCGAGGGCAAAUCGUUAACCGAUUCAAAGUGUGACAUUUAUGCUGGCAUGAUAAACAUGCUAUCAUGUAGACUUAGUGAUAUGCAAAGCGGGCAUAACAUUCCGGAAAUUGAACUGCCAUCUGUAUUAAAGGAACACGAAUGCUUCAUACAAAAUCCCACGUUUUACAUUGCGCUGGCAAAGUUAGCAUACACAACUUUGUUUUCAGAGUGCAGAAAUUCGUCUGUUGUUUUCAGCAACAAAACAGUCAACGCUUUGUUAAGCAGGGAGCAGGUUGAAUUUGCUUUAAAUUCAGGCUUGCUCACAGAGAAGAAAUCAUCCUCAUUGAUCAAGAGAUCAUCUCACUUUUCAUUCUUUCAGAAAACUCUUCAAGAGUUUUUAGCGGCUAUUCAUUUAUGUUUAAAUGAAAACGACUACAGUCAGCUAUCAAACAAGUACGAACAAGAUAAUCAGCAAAAUAUCUUGGGAGAUGAUUCUCAGACAUUUAUUUUCAUAUGUGGAAUGAAGCCCGAGCUCGGUGUACAAAUGUCUUCAUGGAUCAAUAGUCCUAUAACACAAACAUCAAUGAUGAAUUGGUUCGGCGACGUCAGGGGGGGUAAACUUCUUCAGGGCCUGUUAAUCUCCGGGUACCGGGAAGCCAAGGCGAACAACUAUGGUGACAUACCGCUCUAUCUCGCACACUUCCAGAUUAAUAGUUAUCAGGAUGUCGUAGUGUUAAAAAAGCUAAUGAGGAUAAACAAGGAACGUAUUCAGUCACUAUACAUCGAUGAAUGCAAUUAUCAAAUUAAUGGGGAAGAGCUGCAGGAGGUGAUCACAUCCUCCCCUGACUCCCUCAGAGAAAUGAAACUGGUGGAUCGUGAUGGGCAGUAUGACCUGUCCCAGUGUCACAGGCUGGAAUAUCUGCAAAUAGUGGGACCCAAAACAACAGGCGUGCAGGUUGAUCCAACAAAUAUUACAACAUGUGCAUUGGAGUUAGUAUCAUCGAAUGUUGAAAUGGACAUAUUUAGAUUAUUUAAAAACCAUCAAAGGUGGAGUAAACUACAACGUGUUUUGUUAAAUAGCGUUACGAAUAUCCAGUUACUUGUGGAUACACUACCAAGUCUCCGUCCGUUACAAAGCCUUGCCAUAUGGAAUACAGAUCUAGGUGAGCUUCGCCUCCUCCCUCCAGCCUCCAUCACCCAUAUUAUACUUCAGUAUGUGCAAAUGACAGCGGAGUCGUUGCGGAGUCUGAUCGAGACGAUGAAGAACAUACCACACACCAUUACAUGCUACAUGGAGCGCUGCACGGUGAAACCUGCCAGUGAGAUGAAAGACAUCCGAGAGCAUUUGGAGAGUUCGCCGUCAUUCAUGGCUCACUUAUUUGACAAUACGAGUGAAGUGUUUACUUGUACGUUCAUCAAAAUGUGAACACUAAGUUAAAUGUAAGCAUCGAUUAUGGGAAUUGAUGUUUGAUGAAAAAAACAGUGAAACAAUCAAUGUCAGUCUAAUUAUAGAAAUAUGUUUUAUGUUACUUUUACACAAACUCAUUAUCAUCAACCACAUUCUAUGUGUAUUUAAUUUAUGUUGUGUAAUAACAUUCUUCCUGAACUAUUUACACCUCAACUUCUAUUCCUUAAAUGAACUGCCUUUCGGCAAUUGCAGUUAUCAUCCGAUGAACGCAAUGUCUUCGGAUAUGUUCGGAUCGCGAAUCACCGCAUACAUGGAAAUUGUUUAUCUAUGUAUUGUUUGUAUUGUGUCAGCAGGCCCCGUAAACAAUAAAUAAACACUUUAAAAAGUUGUUGUCCUAAGUGUUUCAAUUUUACGCUUGAAAGUGAUUUUAAGUGGCUGAUCUUUUCCUGCGUUAUUCUGACGUCAUUUAAUAAAUUGUUUCCGGUUACAAUCGGGUCGUUAGAAAAGCUUACUGUAAGGUUUUCUUGAACGAAAUAAAGUAUUUUUUUAACAAUUUUUGAAUAAAAUA
This is a messenger RNA of Mya arenaria, 3817 nucleotides long. RefSeq lists its product as uncharacterized. Bases 208 to 3267 code for a protein of 1019 amino acids. NCBI's taxonomy places the organism in Eukaryota, Metazoa, Mollusca, Bivalvia, Myida, Myidae. The transcript has 5 exons. The record is from RefSeq and is a predicted model, not a curated record.